UAAAACCACACGUGGUAAACACUUCCUUACUUCCUUCUCUAAGACAAACAAAAGCCACUGGUCAAAGUGUCAAACAGCCUAAAAGCAUAAUAAAAUAUUAGCUUUGUUUUUGGCAUGAGGUGUGAAAACCCGUCUGCCUACAGCCGGGCCAUUCAUGGUUCGCUCCGUGUACAAUACUCCACGUGUCUAUAUGUGUGUGUAUAUAUCAGCUCUCGUAAACAGAGACUUGUUAUUACUGAAACACCAGCAAAACUCAAGAACAUGAACAUAAUCCAGCACUUCUCUGAUCCAUGUCCGUUCACUUCCAACGAAAAGGCCGAGUCAUCUUCCUCGUCAGCAUCCGAUUGCGCCAGCUCAUCGCAUCGAACAUCUCACUCCAACGAAGAGUUUCUGUUAGCGACGAACCGUCCAAAGAAGCGAGCGGGAAGAAGAGUGUUCAAGGAGACACGUCAUCCGACAUUUCGAGGCGUACGGAGGAGGAACAACAAGAAGUGGGUGUGCGAACUGCGCGAGCCCAACAAGAAGUCCCGCUUAUGGCUCGGAACUUAUCCGUCCCCUGAAAUGGCCGCUCGAGCGCACGAUGUGGCUGCAUUGGCGCUCAGAGGGAAGAGUGCCUGCCUUAAUUUUGCUGACUCAGCUUGGAGAUUGCCUGUUCCGGCUACCAUGGACGGCAACGAUAUAAAACGGGCUGCGACUGAGGCCGCGGAGAUGUUUAGGCCUCAAGAAAUCGAAGAGAUUGAUGCUAGUGAUGAUGAAAAUGCGGAUGUUGUUGAGAAGGUUUCCAGUGAUGUAAUAUCUAGAGAGGAGAAAAGUGAGGAAAACGGUAUGUAUAUAGAUGAAGAGGACAUUUUGGACAUGCCUCGGUUGCUUGUGGAUAUGGCACAAGGUUUGCUAAUAUCUCCUCCUAGAAAUCUAGGGGAUGGUAGUAUGGAAUGGGACGAAGAAGGAGAUGUUGGCGUGUCAUUGUGGACGUUUUCUGUCUAAUUAGUUCUUAUUUUGCUUCGUUGAAGUCCAUAUAUAGUAUGUGAACAUUUUAGAGUUGUAUAUAGAUGAGUAAAGCAAGUAGAACAACUGAUGACGAACGCAUGCAAUUCAUGAUUUAUUGUAAUAUAUAUCACCAAGAGAUGAUUAUAUACAUGUGAAGUGGGAUAUUUUCCGCCACUAUUUAAAAUUUCAAA
Tripterygium wilfordii is the source of this 1178-nucleotide messenger RNA. Its product is annotated as dehydration-responsive element-binding protein 1E-like. The transcript has a single exon. NCBI's taxonomy places the organism in Eukaryota, Viridiplantae, Streptophyta, Magnoliopsida, Celastrales, Celastraceae. Gene Ontology annotation, molecular function: DNA binding; DNA-binding transcription factor activity. Gene Ontology annotation, biological process: regulation of DNA-templated transcription. The record is from RefSeq and is a predicted model, not a curated record. Bases 115 to 984 code for a protein of 289 amino acids.